Athalia rosae (coleseed sawfly) is the source of this 2932-nucleotide messenger RNA. It is a transcript of the gene DPCoAC, whose product is annotated as mitochondrial coenzyme A transporter SLC25A42. The transcript has 6 exons. Bases 673 to 1716 code for a protein of 347 amino acids. NCBI's taxonomy places the organism in Eukaryota, Metazoa, Arthropoda, Insecta, Hymenoptera, Athaliidae. The record is from RefSeq and is a predicted model, not a curated record. Gene Ontology annotation, biological process: transmembrane transport.
AAAUCUUGAAGCUUUGAAUAGCUGGAACUGAGUGAUAUUUUGAAUGCUUCAAGAGAUACUGAGAAAGUGAAUUAUGAUCGUGUCACUAGCAUAAAUCUCACGGAACGUCAUCGCGCUUUGUGCGCUUGUUACGAACAAAAAAGCAUCUACUUCUUCACUGAAACAAUCGACGUUGAGCGUCCCGCCCGAUUCUAGAUGGCCGUGAUUCGACCGACAGUAGUCAGCUAGUCAGCUGCUACGCGAGGCGUGAGUUCCAGUUUGUGGCUGAUGGCCGGGCUGUGUAGAAGUGAUUUCGUAUGAAUACGGUCGUGGUCGUGGUUGUCUAUUUGGGAGCAACGUUUUAUGCGUGAAAACAAUUCAGCUUUGGUAGUAAAAAUGUUAAUAAGUGGGCUCCCCUCAACCCAUUAUAAAUGUGAACGAAGAAAAUAAGAUAUCGAAGAUGUAGCGGAAAAUAAUCGAAGCAUAUACACAGCGUACAAUCAAGCCCUUUUUUAUUUAUCCCCUCAGUGCGAAUCUUCGUGGCAUUUCGUUUCCGAAGGGAUCACUUGCAGCUCCAUUAUACGAACGUGUCGAUUGCAGGGUUCAUCUUUGCAAUUGAUUGAAUCCAAUCGAUUGCAGAAAAUACUACGGGACGGAGUUACAGGUUGCAAUCCGGAGGUAAGGGCGACGGAGAUGAGCGGCCACGUGACAUCAGGCCGUGCAGAAGGCAGUCAGGUCGUCUUAGAACGACUUCAUGCCAGCGUGAUGACCAACGCUGCCAAAUCUGUCGGGCCAACCUCCACCCCCUCCGUCGCCGACCAACCUAAUGAAAUAAAAGUUGGACAGCAGCUUGCACCUGAAAAUGGGACGAUUUCGAACAUGCAGAGGGUCUCCACGAGUUUGGUAUCCGGUGCAAUAGCUGGAGCAUUAGCUAAGACUACCAUUGCUCCGUUGGACCGAACGAAAAUAAAUUUUCAAAUAUCUCACCAGCCUUACUCAGCUAAGGCAGCUGGGAAAUUUUUAGUCAAUUCAUACAAAAACGAUGGUCUCCUCAGUCUUUGGAGGGGAAAUAGCGCGACAAUGGCUAGAAUUGUGCCCUACGCAGCCAUCCAAUUCACCGCCCACGAACAGUGGAAAAGAAUACUAGGCGUAGACGGACCAGAAAAGUCCAAAAUUCUCAGUUUUCUCGCUGGUUCAUUGGCCGGCGUGACGUCGCAGGGUUUGACUUACCCUUUAGACCUCGCGAGAGCUAGGAUGGCUGUUACGCAGAAGACUGAGUAUAGAACUCUUAGGCAAAUGUUCUCGCGAAUAUACAGGCAAGAAGGAGUGACUGCUUUUUAUCGCGGGUUCACACCGACCAUAUUGGGCGUUGUUCCCUACGCUGGCUUCAGUUUCUUUACCUAUGAAACUCUAAAACAAUUAUUAGCGGUUUACACAGUCAAUAGCUCAGGACUGUCCGCGAUAUCGGCACUUAUUUGUGGUGCUGUAGCUGGAAUGGUUGGCCAAACUAGUAGCUACCCUUUGGACAUUGUUCGCAGAAGAAUGCAGACCUCUGCUAUCAAAGGUGACGCGUACCACACCAUAACUACAACUGUGGUAAAAAUAUACACGGGGGAAGGAGCUUUUGCUUUUUUCAAGGGUCUGAGCAUGAACUGGGUUAAAGGGCCAGUUGCGGUUGGAAUCAGCUUUGCAACUUACGACGUUAUUCGCAAUGGUCUAAGAAAUGUUGUAUGUUAAAGCGAGCGGUUGAUAUUCGUCACCCACAAAGAACGCUCGUUAUUUUUUAAACGUUUAGAAUGAAAAAAUUUACUCGUAUGUGAUGAUAUCAAUUCAGCAAUCUAUAUUAUUUUAUCUAUCAUAAUGAAAUAUUGUACAUACUUAUAUAGGCCUAUAUACACACACAUUAUUACAGAAUGUGUAUCUGUUGACCGAUCUUGCGCUACAAGUCAUUGUUAAAAGUUUUGUAAAUAAUAUUGCAUAAGUCGUUAAAUGUAUUACGUUUUGAACAAAAAGAUAUAUAUUGUAUAUUGAUACCUCGUGACUAUAUCGGAGGAUAUUCGUUUGUCCCUGAAAUUGACAGACUACAAAUGACUCUUGUUAGUUGAUUGACGAAGCCAUACAUUUCUUUAUGAUAAUAGUUGAUAAAACUAAACUGAACUGUUGCAUGUCGCCGCAAUUUAUUCUACCACAGCUUCAUUCGGAAAAAAAAAUUAUUUCACUUUCAGACGGCACAACGAUCACAUCACGUUAUAUCGAGAAUUGUUGAACGAUUAGCGUCACGUAGUUUUAUUCGAAUUAUCUGAUCACAGAAAUUCUAGAAUCUAGAGAAUAUUAGUGUACAAACUCGAAUUUUUUAUACUCGAAUUUUUCGUAACAAUGUUAUGGAAUGAUAUACUGUACAUUGAGUCUCACUUGCAAUUAUCAUAGUGAUCAUGUGCUGGUAUUCGCGAUAACAACUGAUUACGAAUUUAACCGGGUCACUCGCUAUGUUACGGUGCAUUGGCUAAGUUGGUUGAUAAGACGGGAAAAACUAGGAGUCAAUCAACUGAACGAUGUAUACACGUGUGCACUUUGAAAAUGAUAUAUGAUUCUUGUAAGUCAGGAUUCUGAUAGUAAAAUGUACUUACAAUUAGUUGGGAAGUUAUUAUGUAAUAAUAACUCCCAAAACGCGGGCUAGCACAAUUCUUACGUACAUUUUAGAUUUUUCUUUGUUGUCCUUCUGUUUUUGUAUAUUAUUACCUGACAGUCUUCUUGGACGACUAGCAGUAUUGAACUCAUUGUCAAUCGUAAACGGAAAUACACUUAAUAAUUAUAUAAAUAAGCUGCUGCUGCUUUUGGCAGACAACACGAAUCGAUCGAAGAACUGCUAUAAUUAGUAAACUCUGAGUUUAGCUAAUCAUAAGUGAUGAAUGUUAUCGAGAAAGGAGUCAAUAAAUUAUUAUCUGAAAUGAGA